Molecule: messenger RNA, 1086 nt
Organism: Pimephales promelas (fathead minnow)
Lineage: Eukaryota; Metazoa; Chordata; Actinopteri; Cypriniformes; Leuciscidae
Gene: mrpl4
Product: mitochondrial ribosomal protein L4
Biological process (GO): translation
Cellular component (GO): ribosome
Molecular function (GO): structural constituent of ribosome
Source: RefSeq, a predicted model, not a curated record
GCUUACGUCAUAUGAUGGCGACGGAAGCGUGCACACGCCAUCACGACCUUCCUGAGGAAAACUAAACAAUGUAAUAAGCUGAAAUUAUAACACCAGUGCUUUGAGUAUUUAUUUUAUUCAGCCCGCAUCAUGUUUCGUACCACGUUGGCAAUAUGUGGAAGAACAGUUGUUAAAAGGUUCAUCUCAUCGGUCUCUGGAGAAAGCGCGCUUCCAUCAAAUCUACGACUUCCAUCAAAUCUCAUCGGAGUCGCAGGACAAAAGAGGGCUCCUCCAUCCGGUUCUGAUCUUCCAGUUUUGCGCAGAUGUGACGCCAAUAUCCCAGCUCACCUGGCACCCACUCAAACAUGGCUCGAGUCUUUGGCCAGUCUUGACAGUGAACCGCUUGGCGUGGUUGACCUACACCCUGAUGUCUUCUCAGUGCCUGUUAGGUUGGACAUUCUCCAUGCUGUAGAGGUCUGGCAACGUAAUUUCAAACGGAUAAGCCAUGCAAAAGUUAAGUCAAGAGCUGAAGUCAGCGGUGGAGGGAGGAAACCUUGGAAACAAAAAGGAAGUGGGCGGGCACGACAAGGAAGCAUUCGUUCUCCACUAUGGAGGGGAGGAGGAGUAGCUCAUGGUCCACGAGGACCAACCAGCUAUUAUUACAUGUUGCCCAUGAAGGUGCGGGUGCAAGGGCUGAAAAUCGCCCUAACUGCCAAACUGGCUCAGGAUUACCUUCAUAUUGUGGACUCACUAGAGAUUCCCACUCUAGACCCCCACUAUCUCCAGGACCUGGUCAAACACAGACAGUGGGGGGAUUCAGUCCUCAUCGUUGACGUAGGUGAAGAAUUCCCUCAGAACAUUCUCAAGGCAACUGAACAUCUGAAAACAGUGAAUAUUAUUCCAGCUAUAGGUCUAAAUGUCCACAGCAUGUUGAAACACGAAAGCCUGGUUCUUACUCUGGAAGCUGUAAAAUUUCUUGAAAAGAAGCUUCUUUGGCAUGAUGUGCGUUACACUCCCCUGCAUCCCUUUAAACUCCCAUACAGAGACCUGCCAUGAACACAGCACUGAUGUCAGAGUAUUAAAAUGUUUAUUUCAUAAAAACAGUGA